GGUCGCGUCGGGAAUCGGAGGCUUCCAGUCGGCCUGGCUCAGGGAUUGCUUAUGCAGUUUGCUCGCCUGGCCGAGGGCUCUCUCUGCUUGUUUGUUUGUUUUUUUUCUUAAGGGGAAAGAGAGUGGAAGGAAGGAAAGAAGGAAGGGGGGAUGCACAGAAUACUGACUGGACGUCAAUGACUGCAGCAUUUCUGACCUGGGGAGCAUAGUUGCAACUCUAUUCUCUUCCUUCCGCUGCUUCAUCGGGUUGAGUUUGUUUCUGGAAUCUCCUCCCCCUUUAAUUGACUGGUGGGUUUGACAGAAUCUGGCCGUUUCCCUCUCUUGAUUUGUGAGGACGCGGCUCCAUCCCUGUGCAGGAUGGAAGUUUUGAAGUCUUGUGUACUUAGAAGAAGUGCAUGUGCCGCCGCCGCCGCCUGCUUCUGGAGAAGCAAAGUUAUCCCAAAGCGACCAUUCAGAGAGAUUAGUACCACGCCUGCCAGGAGCACGGUCAUGCCCGCUUGGGUGAUAGAUAAAUAUGGAAAGAAUGAAGUUCUUCGAUUCACUCAGAGCAUGUUGUUACCCAUCAUACACUACCCAAACGAAGUCAUUAUCAAAGUCCAUGCUGCCAGUGUAAAUCCUAUAGAUGUUAAUAUGAGAAGUGGUUAUGGAGCAACAGCUUUAAAUAUGAAGCGUGAUCCUCUACAUAUAAGAACCAAGGGAGAAGAGUUCCCUCUAACUCUGGGCCGGGAUGUGUCUGGUGUGGUGAUGGAGUGUGGGCUUGAUGUGAAGUAUUUCAAGCCUGGAGAUGAGGUCUGGGCUGCAGUUCCUCCUUGGAAACAAGGCACUCUCUCAGAAUUCGUUGUGGUCAGUGGGAAUGAGGUCUCACACAAGCCCAAGUCACUCACUCAUACUCAAGCUGCCUCUUUGCCAUAUGUGGCUCUCACAGCCUGGUCUGCCAUAAACAAGGUUGGUGGCCUGAACGCCAAGAAUUGCAUGGGAAAACGUGCAUUAAUCUUGGGGGCCUCGGGUGGAGUUGGCACUUUUGCGAUACAGAUAAUGAAAGCGUGGGGUGCGCACGUGACAGCAGUUUGCUCUCAAGAUGCCUGUGAGCUCGUAAGGAAGCUUGGAGCAGAUGAAGUCAUUGAUUACACGUUGGGCAGUGUGGAAGAGCAGUUGAAGUCCUUCAAACUGUUUGACUUCAUCCUUGAUAAUGUGGGUGGAUCGACUGAAACAUGGGCUCUAAACUUUCUCAAGAAGUGGUCAGGAGCCACCUAUGUGACGCUGGUGACUCCUUUCCUCCUGAAUAUGGACCAGCUGGGCAUUGCUGAUGGCAUGUUGCAGACAGGCUUCACCAUGGGGACCAAGACAUUGAAGCAUUUCUGGCAAGGAGUCCAUUACCGCUGGGCCUUCUUCAUGGCCAGUGGUCCAUAUCUAGAUGAAAUUGCAGAACUGGUGGAUGCGGGAAAGAUUCGGCCAGUGAUUGAACAGACCUUCCCCUUUUCUGAAGUCCCAGAAGCCUUCCUGAAGGUGGAAAGAGGCCACGCCCGAGGAAAGACUGUGGUCAACGUCAUUUAAAUAAAGAUGCCCGUGCCACGGGUUAUGGCUUUCCUGUC
Molecule: messenger RNA, 1592 nt
Organism: Peromyscus maniculatus bairdii (prairie deer mouse)
Lineage: Eukaryota; Metazoa; Chordata; Mammalia; Rodentia; Cricetidae
Gene: Rtn4ip1
Product: reticulon 4 interacting protein 1
Cellular component (GO): mitochondrion
Molecular function (GO): zinc ion binding; oxidoreductase activity
Source: RefSeq, a predicted model, not a curated record